GCGGCAGUUUUCUGACGCCGCUUACCUAAGUAACACACGUCGUGUGUGCUUCUCGUGUCCAACUCGCGUUCAUUUUCCUUGUGGAAAACCCCUCUCGUCAGCUUCUCUCGUGGCCGUUUACCCCGUCAGUUGUCGCCGCCGUGAGUGCACCCUCACGGCCCUGGCCGAUCGAUACGGCCAACUGCAGCACCAGGACGGCGGACAGCUCGUUCUCCAGAAUAGAACGGCCUAACUGACGCAGACAGGCGACCUCUGCCUCGGCGUUCCUCUUAACUGUCCAGGAGCGUCUGGAGGAUCCUCCACUCCACGUGGAACCGGUAUGCUCGUCCGUUUGUGACAUCGUCGACGAAGUGUGCCACGCACUCCGCUCCUCCAGAGACGAGAACGCGCGCGAGCUCGUGCGAUUGCUGAGGAGCUCGCAUUUGAAAGCGCUUCUGGAGACGCACGACGCGGUUGUCAAACGGAAGGAACAACCAUCAAAACCGGAACCACCGUUAUUAAUAAUGCCUACCAACGAGAGGACGGAAGCUGUGAGGAUGGUCGGCCUUAGGAGGCAACCUGACGAACCUUUGGGUCUGACGGUGCAGGUCGACGAAUCUGGCAAUUUGAUCAUCGCGAGGAUCCUGGGCGGAAGCACUGCUGCUCGUCAAGGACUUCUGAGAACCGGCGAGGUGAUCCUCGAGGUGAACGGAAAGGAAGUUCGCAAUCCCGAGGAACUUCAGGAAGCCAUUCACGAAGCGAAGGAGAAUUUGUCGCUGAAACUUGCACCUGGAAUUGCCUCCGAUGGUAAUCGACCUGUGAAAUCCACGUGCUAUAUGAGGGCCCUGUUCGACUACGAUCCAUCGGAAGAUACCCUGUUACCGUGCAAGGAGAUUGGACUUCCGUUUCAGAAAGGCGAUGUGUUGCAAAUCGUGGACCAGGCGGAUCCAAACUGGUGGCAAGCUCGACGAGUCGAAGGCGAAGGUCUAGGUCCUCCGGGUUUAGUUCCGUCAUUGGAGUUAGAAGAACGGAGGAAAGCGUUCGUGCCACCGGAAGCGGAUUUCGUACACAAGAUUAGUAUCUGCGGGACCAAAAUCUCAAAGAAGAAGAAGAGGAAAAUGUACCAAUCGAAGUCGAACGGUGAAUUCGACAGUGCAGAACUGUUGUUGUACGAAGAAGUGGCUAGAAUGCCGCCAUUUAGACGUAAAACCUUGGCAUUGGUUGGUCCGAGGGGUGUUGGCCGCAGAACAUUGAAGAAUAGGCUGAUAAAUAGCGAUCCUGAGAAAUUCGGCACCAUUGUUCCGUAUACUUCACGACCACCCAGAGUACUCGAGGAAGAUGGCAAAAGUUAUUGGUUUACUGAUCGCGAAUCGAUGGAAACGGACAUUAGAGAGCAUCGUUAUCUCGAGUACGGAGAACACGGUGGCCAUUUGUAUGGUACAAAGUUGGAUUCUGUGAGGGAGUUGAUCAGAGCUGGGAAAAUGUGCGUUUUGGACUGUAGUCCAGCUGCUCUAAAAAUACUUCACAACAGCACGGAAUUUAUGCCCUAUGUCAUUUUCAUAGCGGCGCCAGGAAUGGAACAAUUGAAAUGGCUGUACGAUCUGGCGAGGUCGACUGGAACUAGCAAUCGAAACUUGACGGAGGACGAUUUGAAAGCAACGUUGGAAGAAUCGGCGGCCUUGCAGCGUGCCUACGAGAAAUAUAUCGACUUGGUAAUCGUGAACGAAGAUUUCGAUAAUACAUUUAGACAGGUAAUCGCCGCGUUGGACGCCUUAGCCACUGAACACCAAUGGGUCCCAGUAAAUUGGAUCUAUUAGACACCAAUUAAAAACAUCUUCUGAGGGAACAAAUAAUUUCAGAAUGCACGGCCCAAAGUCGCGCUUUCGAGCGGAACAAAGAAUUGUUGCAUUGUUUUCUGUAAAACAGGCAAUGACGACAUACCGAUGACUGUCAAACCCCGGUAUCGAGUGCAUCGUUAUUAUAUUUAUAGCGUCAUAUCGCCGUGCAAUGGAACAAUUUUAUGGUCAUAUUAUGUGUAUACAGAGUUUUGCUGUGUUGUGUAUAUUAUCUUGAUCGAAUGUAUAGAUACUUUUAAACAAAUGACGCACUCGAAUCGGAUAAGGAACGUAUCAGAAGUCUUCGAGCAACCAACUAGUUUCUGAAACGAAAGCAAUGAACUUCAAACAUGCCCAUUCUACUUACGACUGGAACAAAUACUCGAGGCUAUGAAAGCCAACGACAGAUAGUGUCUCGUGUUACGAUGCCGUUUCUAGCAAGUACAAUCGUUUAGCAUUUACUUUAUUUCGUUUUAGCUUUACGAAACGAUCCGUUCCGCCUUCUAAAUUUCAUAAAUCCGCACACCGAGAAAACAGAAAGGUUUAAUUAGAAAUUCGCACGGAUAUUAUUCAAAGAUAGAAGAAAAUGAUAAAAAGAUAACAGAAAGUUAGAUACCCUUUGCUAAUAUAAUUGAAAGGCUAAGUGGAAAAGUAGUGAAAGUGUAUCUUUUUUUUUUUUUUCCAAAAAUGUAAUUUUUCACGUUAAUCGCAGUAGCGUUAUAAAAAAAAGUUCUCGCAUACAUUCCCCUUUAUUGUUCAGGACAAUUAAUCGAAGACGGGUCGCGAUUAAAUUAUACAUUAUGAACCGCCGUCCAAUUAUUUUUAGAAUACGCCUAGUUCUAAUUUUUCUCGAAACCAUCAGCCUGCAUAUGUACGUACGUUUAUUUACUUUUCGUCAUAGGAUGUACUUUUCUUUUAUAGAGAUAUCUAUAUAUACAUAUUAUACAUUAUGCUAUAUUUCAUGGAUCCUGUUUGUACCACUUGUGCACGUUGAACAUAUUCCUGGCAUAGAGUGCCUUAAUAGCGCAGCCCUUUAACCGGCUUGCGGCGAAGACCUACUAUGUCGAGACGAGAUAUUCUCCGAUACUCGAGAGUUUUACGUAAGACAUGUCUAGUAACACGUUUUUUCUAAUGCUCUAAUACGCAUACACGCGGAAACACACCGUUGCACAUCAUUGUAUAUGCGUUUAGCCGGAAGUUUCCGAUCGUGCCACGUGAUAUGUACGGA
This is a messenger RNA of Heterotrigona itama, 3042 nucleotides long. The record is from the annotation of a GenBank genome assembly. Lineage: Eukaryota; Metazoa; Arthropoda; Insecta; Hymenoptera; Apidae.